This is a messenger RNA of Vitrella brassicaformis, 860 nucleotides long. The record is from the annotation of a GenBank genome assembly. NCBI's taxonomy places the organism in Eukaryota, Vitrellaceae.
AUGAGCUUCGUAUCGCGCCAGACAUGCACUGUGUCAGCACACACAGGACAAAACAGCGCUCUUCGCACCUCACGCACACUCGCAGAGCCGACAGGAAGAUAGACAGACAGAUAGAUACACGGACAGAAAACGCACACACACAAAACACGGAAAAAGCGACGACUUCCACCACAUACAACCUUUUAACCAUUCACUCAUUCGGUCUUGCCCCUGCCCCCCGGCCACACCACCCUCCCCACAACGUCAUACUUUGACUCGAACUUGGUCUCCCAGUCGGCCAGUACCUGCUUCUCGCUCGCCGCCAAGUCAUCCCAGUCGGUCCGGUUCAUCUCGGACGCCUCGAACGACAUGCGCGCCAGGGCGCGGGAGGCGUCCUUGCCGGCGAAGCAGUUGUAGCCCGCACCGGGGCCGUAGAAAUCACGGCCGCUGGGGUGGCUCGUCAUGUCAAACACCUUCCCUGUCACACACACAUGGGAAGCACAGACACAUACACAGGGAGGACAGGACAGAUCCAUCUAUUCAUCCAUGUGUGUCUGCUCACCUCUGACUGCAAUGUAGAUGGGCCGCCCGUCCCUCCCGUCAUACUGCGAGAGCUCCUCGAGGCUGAAAUCCUUCGGACACGGAUCUGGCUUGGGCGGCUUGACGAAGGGCCUCUCCUCCUUCCCUAUCGAUGGCUCCAUGCCAGCAAAGCCCGCUCCUUUGCCCUUCAUGUAGAGGAAGAUGGCGAGGCAGGCGGCGCCGCCCACCGCUGCUGCGCCGAGGAAAGCAACGCUCGGUGAUUGCAGCCACUCCAGCAACUCAUCCAUUGCGAUGAAAAGGUGCCGACGAGCGGCGACGAAGCGCCGCAGUGUUGGUUGUGC